AUGCGGCUGCUGCGGCUGCAUGGGGCCCGGCACAAGGAUCUUCACUUUGAGAGGCUACUCCACCUCUGCUGCUGCGACCCGUCCUGCUCCACCCAGAGGCUACUCCACCUCUGCUGCUGCGACCCGUCCUGCUCCACCCAGAGGCUACUCCACCUCUGCUGCUGCGACCCGUCCUGCUCCACCCAGAGGCUACUCCACCUCUGUUGCUGUGCCCGUCCUGCUCCACCCAGAGGCUACACCACCUCUGCUGCUGUGACCCGUCCUGCUCCACCCAAAGGCUACUCCACCUCUGCUGCUGUGACCUGA
Molecule: messenger RNA, 306 nt
Organism: Knipowitschia caucasica
Lineage: Eukaryota; Metazoa; Chordata; Actinopteri; Gobiiformes; Gobiidae
Source: the annotation of a GenBank genome assembly